GGCUGGGGAGCGACCUGUGUAUGGGGGACGCCAGGCAAGGGCGGGGUUCACUCGUCAGCCAGCACUCCGAGGCCGGGGGUGCGUCAGAGAAGGAACUGGACGGCGACCCCCGCGGCCUCCAGAACUCUGUGUACGGGAGCCGGCGGGUCACAGACCCCAGACUCCAGGACCUGGGCCAUGCAGAGCUGGGCCCUGAAGACCCAGAAGAGGAGCUUCCCCCUGAGGAGGGGGCCGGGGAGGAGCUCCUGGAGACCCUGGACCCCAAAGACGCCCUUUCUGAAUUGGAGAGAGUUCUGGACCAGGACGCAGAGGAGGACAUUCCUGAGAUGAGCCGGCUGUCCAUCAGCCAGAAGAUCCCUGGCACCGCCGUGGCCAGAGCGAGGAAGAAGAGGCGGCGGCGGCUGAGUGAGCUGGCAGAGCCCAAGAGAAACUGGCAGGUCCUGAAAGACAGGAAGGGCUGCCGUUGUAGGGGCUAUGCCUGGAUUUCCCCAUGCCAGACGAGCCUGCAGUUCUGUCUCUACUGGCCGUCUGUGUACUGGAUGGAGCGGUUCCUGGAGGACACCACCCUCACCAUCACAGUGCCCGAGGUGUCCCGGAGAGUGGAGGAGCUGUCUCGGCCCCGGAGAUUCUACCUGGAAUAUUACAACAGCAACAGGACGACUCCCGUCUGGCCCAUUCCGCGGUCCUCCCUGGAAUACCGAGCGUCACGUCGCCUGAAGGAACUGGCCGUCCCGAAGAUUCGGGACAACAUCUGGAGCAUGGACAUGUCUGAGGUGUCCCGGGUAUCCAGGGCGGCCCAAAUGGCAGUCCCCAGCUCCCGGAUCCUCCAGCUGUCAAAGCCGAAGGCCCCGGCCACCCUGCUGGAAGAGUGGGACCCCAUGCCGAAACCCAAGCCACAUGUGUCAGACUAUAACCGCCUCCUUCACUUGGCCAUGCCCAAAGCUCAGUCGGACAAGUGUGUUCCUGACCGAGAUCCUCGCUGGGUGGUGCUGGAUGUCACCAAGAAGGUGGUGGCCAGUCCCCGGAUCAUCUCCCUGGCCAGGCCCAAAGUGCGCAAGGGCCUCAAUGAGGGCUACGACCGGCGUCCCCUCGCCUCUAUGAGCUCGCCACCCCCAAAAGCAUCACCAGAAAAGUGUGAGCCCCCCAGGCCCAGCUUCUAA
This is a messenger RNA of Saimiri boliviensis boliviensis (Bolivian squirrel monkey), 1160 nucleotides long. RefSeq names its product sperm microtubule associated protein 2 (gene SPMAP2). Gene Ontology annotation, biological process: spermatogenesis. The record is from RefSeq and is a predicted model, not a curated record. NCBI's taxonomy places the organism in Eukaryota, Metazoa, Chordata, Mammalia, Primates, Cebidae.